CAAAGUUUUGCGUUCAUGGCUGUAUAUAGGUCGGAUAAAAGCGCAAAAUAGACACGAUUGCUCCGUACCUGAGAGUCUGAGACUUGAAACUCUUUCGGGAAUUAGCGUCUGCAAUUUUCAAUUUUAGGUUUGGAUCUUCUGAAUUCGGUCUCGAGCUUGAGGACUAUGAGUGCACAUAUUGAGUCUGCUUAGAAAGGAUGCCGGGCAUACCUUUAACGCCUCGCGGAACUUCGUACUCUAGAGCUGCGGAUCAGAUGUGCCGUCACGAUACCCAUGGGCACUUGUCUGCAGAAGAGGAAACUGCAGCUGAAGAAAGCCUUUCCAUUUACUGCAAACCUGUUGAGUUAUACAACAUACUUCAACGCCGAGCAGCAAAAAAUCCAAUUUUCAUACAAAGAUGUUUGCGGUACAAACUACAGGCAAAACAUAAAAAGAGGAUACAAAUGGCAAUUUCUCUUCCAGCAACUAAAAAUGACGGUUCACAGAUUCAAAGUUUGUUUCCUUUGUGUAUAUUGUUGGCUAGACAAGUUCAAAUUCCCGUAGCUUCUAAGGACCCCGAAGUCUAUUCCUUUAAGCGGGCAUCCAUAAUAUCUUCUUGCACUGGAGUAGACAGGGUGAAUCAAGCUUAUGCGAAAUUUAUCCUUCCUGAAAUGAAUAAGCUAUCAGCAGUUGAGGCUAGUUCACUUGGAAUUCUUUUUAUUAGUUGUGCUGAGCUUGCGAAGGACAAUAUGGACAUGUCAUAUUUUCCUUCAAACGUUGAAGGGCACUGCUUAUUCGGUAGGUUGUCUAUGGAAACAGUUCAUUUAUCUUUGGAAGGGUCUCCAAACUUGAGUCUUGGAGAGAGGACAGAGAUGUGGCGAAAUGUUGACUUGUGCACCCGCUUCAUGAAGCUAAGCUAUUUGGACAAGCAUGGGUAUAUUUCAUUUCAGUUUCCUCAACAAUUUGGAGCUGUGGAUACGUCACUAGCGAUUGGAGUUUAUGUUGCUGCAGAAGAAGUUGGGGCACAGGAGAGAACACCUUAUGAUUCAUACUCAUAUAAUGAUAUUCCUAAUACAUCGUUGCAGCAUAUUAUGAGGCUGAGGACUGGAAAUGUUGUUUUCAACUAUAGAUACUAUAACAACAAGUGUCAGCGGACUGAAGUGACAGAAGACUUCACUUGUCCUUUCUGCUUGGUGAAAUGUGCAAGCUUUAAGGGUCUGAGAUAUCACUUAUCCACCUGUCAUGAUCUAUUCAAUUUUGAAUUUUGGGUUACUGAAGAUUAUCAGGCCGUAAAUGUGUCUGUUAAAACUGAUGCAUGGAGAUCUGAGAUCAUUGCUGAUGGUGUUGAUCCCAAGCAACAAACAUUUUUCUUGUGUUCAAGGCCCUGCCGACGCAGAAAAUCACAAAGUGUAGUUCAGAAUGCAAAACAUGUACAUCCACUAGUCUUUGAUUCAGAUUUCCCUACAACAAUUAAUGAGCUUCAGGUCAAGAAUGAUGCAGGUAUCAUGGACUGUGACGCAUCAAGUCCCAAUGCUACAGGUGUUUCAUCAGCCACAGGACAUUCAUAUCCAGAUCCCGAUUGUAUGCAAUCAUUGCCUGGAAGCAGUUUAGCACCACCUGCAAUGCUUCAAUUUGCAAAGACCAGGAAGUUAUCAGUUGAGCGCUCCGAUCCAAGAAACCGCACACUCCUGCAGAAGAGGCAAUUCUUUCACUCACACCGAGCCCAGCCUAUGGCAAUGGAACAAGUUUUAUCAGAUCGGGACAGUGAGGAUGAAGUUGAUGAUGAUGUUGCAGAUCUCGAAGACCGGAGGAUGCUUGAUGACUUUGUUGAUGUAACCAAAGAUGAGAAGCAAAUGAUGCAUCUUUGGAAUUCAUUCGUGAGAAAGCAAAGGGUGCUUGCAGACGGCCAUAUUCCUUGGGCAUGCGAGGCCUUCUCAAAGAUGCAUGGGCAAGAUUUUUGCCGGACUCCAGCAAUGCUCUGGUGCUGGAGAUUGUUCAUGAUAAAACUAUGGAACCAUGGUCUCCUCGACGCCCGCACCAUGAACAAUUGUAACGUAAUAUUAGAGCAAUUUCAAAACCAAGAAGCGGACAGAACGAGAAGCUAAUUUCGUCCGUUCUUUCUCUUUUGAGAGGGGGGUGUACUGCUGGUGACUAAGCUCCAGUUCAGACUCCCAACCAUAUAUAUUCUACCCUGCCUUCCAAGUCUUCCAUUCUGAUCUUACAAAUGAGGCUACCUGCUUGAAUAUAAAGUAUGUUAGGUUUUGCUUUCAUAUACUUUGAUGGAAGUACAUACAGUGAAUACAUUCAUUUUCAUGCAUCAUCCUAAUUGGUAAAAGAAUUAGCAGUCAUUUCAAUCC
Molecule: messenger RNA, 2336 nt
Organism: Ipomoea triloba (trilobed morning glory)
Lineage: Eukaryota; Viridiplantae; Streptophyta; Magnoliopsida; Solanales; Convolvulaceae
Product: polycomb group protein EMBRYONIC FLOWER 2
Exons: 22
Coding region: 198-2084 (628 amino acids)
Cellular component (GO): nucleus
Molecular function (GO): chromatin DNA binding
Source: RefSeq, a predicted model, not a curated record